CUUGUGUUUUUGAGCAGCAGGACGAUUUCAACGCGACUCUUCGAGUAAGCUCACAACACGGGGUCGCGUGUGAGGCACGCACCUAACUAGCUGGUAAAAUGGGGAAGAAUAAACAAAAGGGGAAAAAACAGAAGAACGUCUUUCAAGUGGCAAACAAGCAUUUGAAGAGCAAGAACAAAGCAAAACCCGUCACAACAACACUCAAACAUAUCAAUGUAGUGAAAAAGGAGAAGGUGGAGAGCCUAAAUCAAAUCUUCACAGAAGUCCAGAGGGAUGUUAAGAGCAUUUCAAAGUCAGUUGCCCCCGAAUCAAAGAAACAAACACAGGUUAUCAGAGAGCCACCGAAGGAAUCUGUAAAUGUUGACAAUGCCGCUCAACUCUUCUCUCAGCUAUAAUUGACCACGAAAAGCCAUGAACACAGACGAUGGACUGAAUGUGCUCUCAAAGCAUUUUGUCAUUUCUCAAAAUGUGGACUACAGAUGACAAGAAGAGACUGCUGCGAUGAUUUGGCAGUAAAGCCUUCUGUAAAUCAAAACCAGUGAUAGACCUAAACGCUGUCAACUGUUAUAUUGUUUCAGAUUAGAAAGCACAUUUUGUAUUUUAUUAAUAUCUCUUUAGGCUCUCCACAAUGAUUGUCUUUUGAUUGUCAGAAAAUGCUUAUGUUUGAGCAGAUGCAAACUGUACUGUCAUAUAUGGCUUGAGCAAUGAGUUAAAUGAAACAAAAAGUAUUAAUAUGUCACGGCUAAUCUAUUCAAUCUAUUCACUGAUUGAUUCUUUUAAAAACUCAUUGUGUGUGCCUUAUUUUCAUUUUUCAAUAAACUUUUGAAAAGAAUCCUCUACAUACAUUUCAUCUCAAAUUCAGGUCUUUGAAUUUAGUUUUCUUGGUAGUUCUAGGUUUCACCCCCUUUGGCAUGUUUUUGAUGUCUCUCGUUUAGCACAAAUGAAGUCACAGAGGAGAUCACUGUGAAAUGGAAAUGCUUGUCUCAGAGUUUUGGUACAUAUGGUUCUGAUAUAAAAUAUGACCUACCAAAGUUUGUGGUCCAGUGUGGAUGUUUUUAUUAAAAAUAAGAAUAUUU
Molecule: messenger RNA, 1076 nt
Organism: Archocentrus centrarchus (flier cichlid)
Lineage: Eukaryota; Metazoa; Chordata; Actinopteri; Cichliformes; Cichlidae
Gene: rbis
Product: ribosomal biogenesis factor
Exons: 5
Coding region: 99-395 (98 amino acids)
Biological process (GO): ribosome biogenesis
Cellular component (GO): nucleolus
Source: RefSeq, a predicted model, not a curated record